AUGCUAUUCUUAGCGACCGUGAUCGCUGUCAUCGUCGGCUUCGUUUGGCUUUUCUUCAAGUCACUCCCUUGGAUUCUCCGGACAUUUGCUGGAAUAACUCUUAGUUUUCAGUUUGAUGGAUGGAACUGCUUGAAAGAUGUUGCAUUACAUUUCAAGAAGGGCUCUAUUGAAUCUAUAUCUGUUGGAGAGUUUAAAGCCAACCUAAGCCAAUCUCUGGUUGAACUUUGUGCAAAGGCUUUCAUCCAAGACCCUAAAGUAAUAUUCUCAAUAUGUGACCUGAAAGUUGUAACUAGACCGCCUUCAAGCUCUAGCAAACGUCCCCGGAAAUCAAAAAAGCAAAAAUCGAAGUCUAGUGGUGGUGGCAAAGGGAAGUUGAUGCUACUCGCUAACAUCGGUAGAUUCUUUUCAGUUUCUAUGACCAAUAUUGUUGUGCAGACACCUAAAGCUAGAGCAGAGAUCAAGGAGCUUGAGCUUGAUUUAUCUAAGGACAGAGGAUCAUCGAACUUUUUCAUCAAACUCUACUUAUUGCCGAUAUCUGUACAGAUUGGUGAUGAACCGCAUGUUAUUUCCACGCAUCAUUCACCUGAGAUUAACAGUGACAUCAUUCAAACAUCUUCAGAAAUCGCAGAUGGCUCUUCUUCUUCUUCUCCGUCAUCUUUCCAUUGCGAAAAAGUUUCAUUCUCUUGUGAAUUUGGUCAUAACAGACAAUCAAGUUCAAGUAUAAAGAACGUCGAAGUAGAAAUAGCUGAUACUGUUUUAAACCUCAAUGAGAAGCUUUUGUUGAAAAAGAAAUCCUCCACUAGUGCUACUACUUCCACAAGUGAAGUGAUUGGAUCAACAGCUUCAGAGAAACCUCCAAAGCAACCAAUUAAUGUUUUGGUUGCAAAGCAUGCUUCAAAACUCCCUGACAAAGUAUCAUUUGAUUUGUCAAAGCUUGAUAUCAGAUUUACGCAUCAAGAAAAUGGUUUCUCUGUCGCGAAUAGCAUGACAGGGUUUCAGAUAAAAAUUUCCAAAUCUCAAUCAAAUGAUAAUGGCAAGGAAGAUCCAUCUCUUGAUGUUGUCAUGGAACUCCAAGAGAUCCAUCUUAUUAGAGAAUCUGAAGUUUCUGUCUUGGAGAUGUCAAAAGUCAGAGUUUCCUCCAAAGUGUAUAUUCCAAUGCAAGAAUCUUUACCUGUUAAAGCUGAGGUUGAGAUUAAGCUUGGAGUAAUAAUGUGCAACGUUAUAAUCACAAGAUUUGAGCCGUUAUUGCGUUUACACUUCUCCAAGAAGAAAAAAAUGGUUCUCAAAGAGGAAAAACCAAACGUUGCAAAACCAGAAUCUACUGGUUUCAAGGCUGUUGUAUGGAAAUGUGUUACUUCAGUCCCUGAUGUAACAAUUACGCUAUACAAUCUUGAAAGCUCUCCUAUAUACCAAUGUUGCUCAGAUUCGUUACUAGUCAAUGCAAAUAACAUGUCGAGUAGAGGAACAUGUGUGCAAAUGGAGCUUAAUGAGCUCAGUCUAUGCAUGGUUGAUGAACAUAGGGAACGUUUGAAAGAAAGUCUCUUUGGUUUAGAGUCAACUUCAGGUUCACUGAUCAGUAUAAGUAGAGUCAGAUUGGAGUCUGGCAAGAAAGUUGAGGAUGAUGGUUCUUACGGUAAAGAAACAAUGGGGGUCGACGUAUCAGAGAUCGCUCUGUUGUUCUCUUUCAAAAGCUUCGAAGCUCUUGUCGUAAACGCAAUGACAAUUCAAGGUUUCUUGAAAAGUUUAACCGGUGGUGGUAGUAGUAGUAACAAGAACGAGAAAAGUGCACAAAGAUCGAAGAAGCCAUCAUCGUCGGGUAAAGGGACAAGAUUCUUGAAACUCAACGUUGCACGUUUCUCACUAAACUUCGCUGGAGAUUCAAACCUAGACAAUACAGUCAUUGAUGAUCCUAAACGUGUGAACUACGGAUCACAAGGUGGAAGAGUUGUGAUUAGUGUUACAGCUGAUGGGUCACCAAGAACAGCUAGCGUGAUGUCUAAUAUCUCCAAGGAACAUGAGAAGUUGAGGUAUAUAAUCUCGUUGGAGUUGCUCAAAUUCGGUUUCACUCUAAACAAAGAGACUCAGUCUACACAAGUGGAGCUCGUGAACGCGAAAUCGGUUUACCAGGAGUUCUUGGACGAACCUCAUCCUGUUUCAAGAUUGACACUUUGUGACAUACACAACGCAAAGUUUGUUCGUCGAAACGGCGGUGGUGGUGUUAAGGAUGUUGCGAUUUGCUCGCUCUUCAGUGCCUCUACUAUAGCUGUGAGAUGGGAGCCUGAUGUUCAUAUAUCAAUGGUUGAGCUUGGCUUGCGUUUGAAGUCAUUGGUCUCAACGCAGAAACUUAAGCAACAAGGUAACAGAAAGCAAGAAGAUGUUUCCACUAAAGAAGAACAAACUACUACUACCGUUUCUUCGAGUUCUGUUGAUAAGCAGAAGAAGAAAGAGUCUAUAUUCGCUGUUGACGUAGAGAUGUUAAGCAUAUCUGCAGAAGCAGGGGAUGGUGUGGAAGCUGAGGUGCAGAUUCAAUCGAUUUUCUCUGAGAAUGUACGUAUCGGUGUGCUCUUGGAAGGGUUUAUACUUGGUUUUUGUGGAUGUAGGAUCUUCAAGAGUAGUCGUGUACAGAUAUCGCGAAUACCAAGUAUGUCUUCGACGUCUUCUUCUUCAUCAAAUGCAUCAGGAACACCAUGGGAUUGGGUUGUUCAAGGACUUGAUAUACAUAUAUGCAUGCCCUUUAGGCUACAGCUUCGUGCUAUUGAUGAUGCGGUUGAAGAAAUGCUUAGGGCUUUGAAGCUUGUAACAAACGCUAAAAAAGAACUCAUUUUACCUAUCAAAAAGGAAAGCUCCACAAGCUCCAAGAAGCCUGGAGGUUCGCCUAAAUUUGGACGUGUGAGAUUAUGUAUUCGCAAGUUAGUGUUUGACAUUGAGGAAGAGCCUCUACAAGGUUGGCUUGACCAGCAUUAUCAUCUUAUGAAGAAAGAAGCGCAUGAGUUAGCCGUUAGGUCCAAGUUUCUUGAUGAAUUGGUUUCUAGUGGAAACAAGGUUGCUAAAGAUGGAGAAGAUGAGUCAGAUGUUGGCGAGAAGAAGAUUUCUUUCGAGGGAGAAGAAGUUGACAUGCAAGAUCCUGAAAUUAUCAAGAAGAUUCAUGAAAAGUUACAUAAGCAAUCGUUUGAGUCGUAUUACAGAUCUUGUCAAGGUUUACGACAUGGUGAUGGUUCGGGUGCUUGUAAAGAAGGGUUUCAAGCUGGUUUUAAGAUGAGCUCUACAAGGACAUCUCUUCUCUCGGUUUCUGUGACCGAUCUUGACCUAAGUGUUACAGCUAUUGCUGGUGGUGAAGCUGGGAUGUUAGAGAUUGUGAAGAAUCUUGAUCCCAUUUGUCAAGAACAAGAGAUACCUUUUUCACGUGUUUUUGGAUGCAAUCUUAGGUUAAACACUGGUACUCUUGCUGUUCAAAUCAGAGACUACACGUUCCCUCUUCUCUCAACAACUUUAGGUAAAUGCGAAGGCCGUCUUGUGUUGGCUCAACAGGCAACAGCAUUCCAGCCUCAAGUAAGCCAUGAGGUGUACAUAGGUAGAUGGAGAAAAGUGCAGAUGCUACGUUCAGCUGGUGGAACAACACCUGGUAUGAAAACAUACAUGGAGCUACCACUAAGUUUCCAGAAAGGAGAGAUCUCUUUUGGGAUUGGAUAUGAGCCAGUUCUUGCUGAUAUAAGCUAUGCUUUCACUGUGGCUCUACGUAGAGCUAAUCUAAGUCUCAAGGGUCCUGGUCUUAUUAUGCCUCCUAAAAAGGAGAAAAGUUUGCCAUGGUGGGAUGAAAUGAGAAACUACGUCCAUGGGAACAUAACAUUGUCUUUCUCCGAGACUAAAUGGUUUGUUCUUGCUUCUCCUGAUCCUUACGAAAAGCUUGACAAGCUUGAAAUGAACUCUGCUGCUGUUGAAAUCCAGCAAACGGAUGGUCGAAUACACUUCUCUGCUGAUCAGAUCAAGAUUUACAUGAGCAGUUUCGAAAGUUUGGCUAGACGGUAUCCAAAAUCACUAGCGUGUCCACCAAGUUACCCUUUUCUUGAAGUCCCACGUUUCAGUCUUGAAGUCCGGAUGGAUUGGGAAUGCGAGUCCAAGAACCCGUUUAAUCAUUAUCUUUACGCUUUACCGGUCGAAGGAAAAGCUCGUGACAAGAUCUAUGAUCCUUUCAGGUCUACUUCUCUCUCACUACGCUUUGACUUCUCCUUAAGACCCGAGAGACAUCACAACACAUCUGCUGAUCAAAAAGCUGAAGUUGGAUCUGAGUCUAAGCCUAAGAAACCGUCUGUUUCGCCACCUACGAUAAACGUUGGUGCUCAUGAUAUGGCAUGGUUGAUCAGAUUCUGGAACAUGAACUAUCUUCCUCCUUACAAGCUCCGAACAUUCUCUCGGUGGCCUCGGUUUGGAGUUCCAAGAAUCCCAAGAUCAGGUAACUUGUCACUAGACAGAGUGAUGACAGAGUAUUUUCUCCGAGCAGAUGUUGCACCGAUCUGUAUAAAGCAUAUAACAUUGGAUCUUGAUAACCCUGCAAGAGGCUUGACGUUUAACAUGACCAAGCUGAAAUAUGAAAUGUGCUUCAGCAGAGGCAACCAAGAUUUCACUUUCGACUGCAAGCGCGAAACUCUUGAUCCUGUGUACCAAGGAAUAGAUCUCCACGUGCCUAAAGCUUUUAUCAAAAGAGAGCAAGAACAUUGCUCAUCAAAGCCUGUGCAGAUGAUGAGAACAAGCUCACAAUCUGGAUCAACCGAGAGAGUUGCUCCUGAGAAGCAUCCGGACGACGGGUUUCUGUUUUCUUCUGAUUACUUCACAAUCAGGAGACAAGCUCCUAAGGCUGAUCCUGAGAGGCUUAUGGUGUGGAAAGAAGAAGGGAAAAUUUACCGUGAGAAAGUAGAUGCAAAGACUACAAAUGAGAAAGAAAGUGAAAAUGAAGAGAAUUCACAUUCUGAUCCUAGUGAUGAUGAUGGUGAUGAUGGGUAUGGUGUUGUGAUAGCUGAUAACUGUCAGAGGAUAUUCGUUUAUGGACUGAAACUGCUUUGGAACAUUGAGAACAGAGAUGCUGUUAUGUCUUUCUUUGGUGGGAUGUCUAAAGCAUUUCAACCUCCUAAGCCUUCUCCAUCACGUCUGUAUGCUCAGAGAAAGUUGCUUGAAGGAAACCAGAAGCUCUCUGAAUCAGAAGCUCCUCAAGAUGACACAACAAGCAAUAAUGGAAGUGUCACUUCACAAACUAAGGAACCUGCGGAAGUUUCUUCACCUUCAUCAUCAGAACCAAUCAAAACAGAGAACUUUGCAUCUUUCCCACUUGGAGCCACAAAUGGUUCAGAGGAAGAAGGAACUCGGCAUUUUAUGGUGAAUGUUAUUGAGCCACAGUUUAAUCUCCACUCAGAAGAUGUAAAUGGUAGGUUUUUGCUCGCUGCGGUUAGUGGCCGUGUUUUAGCAAGAUCGUUUCACUCUGUUGUUCAUGUCGGGUACGAAAUGAUUGAGAAGGCAGCUCAGAAUGAACAUGAUCAUCAAAGCCCUGAAAAUGGCACUGACAUGACAUGGACACGCAUGGAAGUGUCAAUGAUGUUGGAACAUGUACAAGCUCAUGUUGCACCUACAGAUGUUGAUCCAGGAGCUGGUGUGCAAUGGCUGCCAAAGAUUAGACGAAGCUCUCCAAAGGCGAAACGUACAGGUGCAUUGCUCGAAAGGGUUUUUAUGCCGUGUGACAUGUAUUUUCAAUACACUAGGCACAAAGGUGUGACUCCUGACCUAAAGGUGAAGCCAUUGAAAGAGCUUACUUUCAAUUCUCGUAAUAUUACAGCAUCGAUGACAUCACGUCAGUUUCAAGUUAUGUUGGAUGUUUUGUCUAAUCUUUUGUUUGCAAGGUUACCAAAGCCUCAGAACGACACUUUCAAACUUUCUGGUGAAGAAGAUGAUGAAGUUGAAGAAGAAAUCGAUGAGGUAGUGCCUGAUGGAGUUGAGGAAGUGGAACUUGCGAAAGUCGAACUUGAGCACAAAGAGAGAGAUAGGAUGUUGCUUCUUGAUGAUAUUAGGAAACUGACACAGAACGAGAGUAACUCAGGAAACACAAAUCUCGAAAAGGAAACGGAGGUUUUGUGGAUGAUCACCGGAGGGAGGCCAAUCUUGGUGGAUGGAUUGAGGAAAGCGUAUAUUGACGUGCGACAAUCUCGGAAGACAGCUUAUACCGCACUGAGGAUUUCUGUGAAGAAUGCUGCAGAGCUGAGGCUGUUGGAGAAAGAUAAGAACAAAAGACCAUCUUCUGCUAUGCGCAUUUCGUUACAGAUCAACAAAGUCGUAUGGUCUAUGCUUUUAGAUGGCAAAACAUUCUCCGAGGUUGAGAUAGACAAUAUGAUUUAUGAUUUUAACCGGGACUACAGAGAUAUUGGGAUUGCUCAAUUCACAACAAGAUACUUUGUCCUAAGAAACUGUCUGCCUAAUGCCAAGUCUGAUACUGUUUUGUCAGCUUGGAACCCUCCUCCAGAGUGGGGCAAGAAAGUGAUGUUACAGGUAGAUGCAAGACAAGGUAUCCCAAAAGAUGGACAAGCUCCUUAUGAACUUUUCCAGGCAAGUCAUUCUUCUAUCUUAAAUGUCGAAAUCUAUCCUCUAAAAAUCCAUUUGACAGAAGCAAUGUACACAAUGAUGUGGGAGUAUAUCUUCCCUGGAGAAGAACAACAUUCACAAAGAAGAGAGGAGGUUUGGAAGGUGUCGACAACCGCAGGAUCAAGACGAGUUAGGAAAGCUUCAUUUGCACAAGAAGCAGCAGCAUUGCUCUCUGCAACUGAUCUAAGCCAGGGUUCAAAGAAUCAAAACCCGAAGUCAAGCUCGCUCCGGGGUUCAGGACCAGAACUUAGAAGAACAUCUUCUUUUGACAGAACAUGGGAGGAGACGGUGGCAGAGUCUGUAGCUAAUGAGCUUGUUUUAUCUUCCAUGGAGCAUCAGAGUGAAUCUUCGAAAAACAAGCUGAAAGAUUCAAAAACUACAAAGGCUGGUCGUUCUGUUCAUGAAGAGAAAAAGACAGAAAAGUCAUUGGAAGACAAGAAAUCGAGACCUCAGAAGUUAAUGCAAUUCCAAACCAUCAAGAUUAGUCAGGUGGAAUUGUUGAUCACUUACGAAGGAUCAAGAUUUGUUGUGAACGAUAUGAAGCUGUUGAUGGACACAUUUCAUCGUGUUGAAUUCAGUGGAACAUGGAGGAGACUCUUCUCUCGAGUUAAGAAACAUAUAAUAUGGGGAGUGCUUAAGUCAGUAACAGGAAUGCAAAUGAAGAAGUUCAAAGACAAGACUCAUGUUCCAAAAGAUGAGAUUGGCUUGAGAGACAAAGACGAACCUGGAAGACCAGAUCAAGAUCCAGGGGCAUGGGUGAAGCGUCCAGGCGACAAUGCAGGUGAUGGAUUUGUGACAUCCAUUAGAGGUAUCUUCAAUACUCAAAGACGAAAGGCCAAGAAGUUUGUGCUUAGGACGAUGAGAGGUGAACAAGAAGAUAGCUUUCCAGGGGAGUGGAGUGAUAACGAAUCAGAUUUCUCUCCUUUUGCAAGACAGUUGACGAUUACUAAAGCUAAGAAACUCAUCAGGCGUCACUCUAAGAAGUUCCAAAAUCAAAACACUACUAAAGGUUCUAAGAAGCUACAGCUCUCACCAACUCUGUCUCCUCCUAAGGAAGAAGAUCGAUACGAAAGCGACUCAUCUAGUGGAUCUUCUGCUUAUGAAGAGUUUCUUGACCAGAAUCAGAUUUAA
Messenger RNA from Microthlaspi erraticum, 7752 nucleotides. The record is from the annotation of a GenBank genome assembly. Lineage: Eukaryota; Viridiplantae; Streptophyta; Magnoliopsida; Brassicales; Brassicaceae.